This is a messenger RNA of Lichtheimia ornata, 1944 nucleotides long. RefSeq lists its product as uncharacterized. Gene Ontology annotation, cellular component: cytoplasm. Lineage: Eukaryota; Fungi; Mucoromycota; Mucoromycetes; Mucorales; Lichtheimiaceae. The record is from RefSeq and is a predicted model, not a curated record. Bases 1 to 1944 code for a protein of 647 amino acids. Gene Ontology annotation, molecular function: ATP hydrolysis activity; ATP binding. The transcript has 15 exons.
AUGGUCGAUCAAACAUACACCAAUUCUGUUACUGUUGCUCUUGGUCAUUUACCUUGCCAACAUGGUGCACCCGACUACACCCACAUGGUCAAACGACGAUUAGGCGCACGGCGUGUGGCCAUUGGCGAUCAGUACACAUGGGUAAUCGGUGGCAGAUCCAUCACUGCGACUAUCAAAGACUUGUAUACGCCUGAUAGCAACCAAACGACGCAGCUGCAGAUUGAUCGACAACGCACUCGAAUUCAUGUUGAAUAUACACAACCGGCACAACCUACUUUGACAGCAACACAUGGUGAUACGACUAUGCAUUUGAUGGGAUCCAUUCGUUCUAUGUUUAAUGAUGCUGCUGCCUUUCGGCAACUUGGGAUGCCACGAGUGAAAUCUCUACUGCUCCACGGCGUUGCAGGGGUUGGAAAAAGUACAAUUGUAAAGUUUGUGGGCAAGGAACUUGGAUGUCGAAUGAUCGAUCUCUCAGUGCAUGAUGUCUUACGACUCAAGGAUGAAUUUGAUCGCCCGGAGUUUCUCACCUACAAUCCAUUGACACUCGCCGUAUCUCAAGCAAUCGCAUACCCACCCUCCAUUGUUGUUAUAAGGAAUUUGGAUGACUUGCCAUAUGAACAUGAUAAAUCAGCAACCGAAAAGUUUAUGACUAUCCUUUGUAACCAAAUUGCUCGUUUGAAAGAUGGAAUCCAAGUUUGUAUUAUUGGCCUAGCGUGCGAGCUACAGCAGGUCCCUGAUCCCAUGCAAAAGAACGACAUCUUUGGAGAGCACAUCCAUAUACCGAUACCUACCAUGGCAGAAAGGAUCAUCAUCAUCAAAGAUCUCCUUGCUACCAUUUCCCUGGAGCAGAUUUCAGAUGCAACAGAGAACCUACAAGGAUACUAUGCAAAAGAGAUUGCUCUUCGUACCUCUGGAUAUGUAGCACGUGAUCUCAAGCUUCUUUGUCGUCGAGCACUUCUCAAGUCGUUACGAAGAUCAGGCAUUGAGGAAAGUUUAUCACGGCUCACUUUGAACGAAACAGCACGUUUAUCCUCGGAAGUUCAAUGGGGGGAUUUCGAAUAUGCAUUGUCAAGACAACGUCCUUCGCAGCAAAUGCAAGUUGAAUCUGAUCUUCCUAAACGGUCUUGGAGUGCACUUGGAGGGUAUGAAGCUGUGAAGCGAAGGAUUCGGCAAGCAACGCUACUACCUUUGUUGCAACCUGAAGUGUUUUCCAAAUUGGGUAUCAAGGCACCUUCAGGUCUACUACUUUAUGGCCCAUCAGGAUGCGGAAAGACAGCGUUUGUGCAAGCUCUAGCUUCGGAAUCAAUGUUGAAUGUCAUUUCUAUCAAAGGGCCAGAGAUUUUUUCAAAGUACCUUGGUGAAACGGAGCUCAAGAUCCGAAAUCUGUUUGCAACCGCCAAAAGAAUUGCCCCAUGUAUUAUGUUUAUUGAUGAGAUGGAUGCUAUCAGCACACGCCGAGGAUGGAAUUCUGGUGACAGCAGCGGUGGUGUGAAUGAGCGAGUCCUAAGCACAUUAUUGAAUGAAAUGGAUGGCGUGGAAGGAAGGCAAGGUGUCAUUGUCAUAGGAUGCACAAACCGGCCUGAUCAAAUUGAUGAUGCCAUCCUGCGACCAGGUCGUCUUGAUCAACUUGUUUAUCUUGGUCUGCCUACCCAAGAGGAUCGACGGGCAAUCAUCGAUGCUUUGAUUCAGAGGACAGCUGUUGGUGCUGAUGUGAAAGCUGACGACUUGAGCGAGAGGAUGGAGUAUUGUACAGGUGCAGAUAUUGAGAACCUUUUCCGUGAGGCUGGAACAAUCGCUUUGAGGAAGGACGUAAAUGCUCAAUCAAUCGAUAUGGAACAAGUAAAUCAAGUAAUUGGCUCUAUAUGUGAUAAAGCAAGGCAUCGUGUAUUAGAAGAAGGAUCUCUUGAGAUAUACGAGCAAUUCCAUAAAGAUCAUUCGAUAUAA